This is a messenger RNA of Parnassius apollo (apollo), 693 nucleotides long. Lineage: Eukaryota; Metazoa; Arthropoda; Insecta; Lepidoptera; Papilionidae. The record is from the annotation of a GenBank genome assembly.
AUGUUUGUAGGCAUUGGACGAGGAAUAGCGGAACAACUAUGGCGUACAGGAGCAAAAGUUGUUGCCGUCUCGAGGACAAAGUCGUAUUUGGAAUCUCUCCAGAACGAAUAUCCUUCGAUUGACAUAGUAGAACUUGAUGUUGCUGAUUGGAGCAAGACAAGAGAAAUCAUUGAUUCUUUAGGACAUUUCGACGCACUUGUCAACAACGCUGCAGUUGGAGUGUGCCAACCGUUUCUCGAGUGUACUCCCGAAUCGUUUGAUUCAACUAUGGCUGUUAACCUGAAAUCAAUCAUAAACAUCAGUCAAGUGGUCGCAAGGAAAAUGAUAGCGAAUAAAACACAGGGCGCCAUUGUCAACAUUUCUUCACAAGCGUCUAAGGCAGCUCUCAAGGACCACACGAUAUACAGCGCGUCUAAAGCAGGAUUAGAUGCCGUAACUCGUGCAAUGGCGCUGGAGCUUGGGCCUUACGGUAUCAGGGUGAAUGCAGUCAACCCAACGGUCAUUAUGACUGCUAUGGGACGUAUUGGUUGGUCAGAUCCCGACAAAGCUAACACAAUGCUCUCCAAAAUACCGCUUGGAAGGUUUGGAGAAGUGUCAGAAGUAGUUGAUGCAGUGCUUUAUCUGUUAAGCGACAAGGCCAGCAUGAUUAACGGAGUCGAGCUCCCAAUCGAUGGAGGAUUCCUCGCCACAUAA